UUUUAAUACGGCGCCGUUGUCUCUCACAGAAUGUUAUAAUGGACGCGAGCAGUUAUGACACCCCUCCGCGCUGCUCAUAUUGGUAUGAGCCGCUUCGCACGCUGACUGGAAACAUGUGGUUUACUGUGUUUUUUGGAUAGUGGAGUCUCAAUUUGCCGGUUUGUCAUGUAGACAAACACAUCGCAUAUUUUGGUCAAUAACUCAGUGAUACAGUCUGUAAAACGACUCAAGACCAAGAACACACAGUUGUCACCCCGACAGACAGGAACUGAAGGGCCUUUAACGGUCUCUCUGGAUCAGACAGGUGAAGCCUGUGAUUCGUUAUCUUCCAUCUGCUCAAGAGAUCAUUCCUCAUAUUGUGUGAGCUGAUUGGUCGUGGCCAUGAGGAGGUGUACGAAUUGUGGAGGGACGGACAUUGAUGUGGACCAGGCACGGGGUGAUGCCGUGUGCAUGGGCUGCGGCUCCGUGCUGGAGGACAACAUCAUCGUUUCCGAGGUAACCUUCGUGGAGAACAGUGGAGGAGGAUCGUCCGCCGUAGGACAGUUUGUCGCUGGUGACUCAUCUGGAAAUGUUCCAUCAUUGGGAGGAAACUUCCACACUGGCGUUGGGAGGGAGUCCAGAGCUGCCACUCUACAGAAUGCUAAGCGACAGAUAAACCAUCUUGGUCAUCAGAUACAAAUGAAUCAGCACUGUUUGGACACCGCCUUCAACUUUUACAAGAUGGCACUCUGCAAGCAUCUGACCAGAGGACGCAAAUCAUCCCAUGUUAUCGCCGCCUGUCUCUACCUCGUCUGUCGGACGGAGGGAACACCUCACAUGCUGCUUGACUUGAGUGACAUCCUGCAGGUGAACGUGUAUGUUUUGGGAAAAACCUUCCUCGUUUUAGCCAGGGAGCUGUGCAUCAACGCACCAGCUAUUGAUCCGUGUCUUUAUAUCCCGCGCUUUGCGCAAAUGCUGGAAUUUGGAGAGAAGAGCCACGAGGUUUCGAUGACGGCACUGCGUCUCCUGCAGAGGAUGAAGAGAGACUGGAUGCACACGGGACGAAGACCUUCAGGCCUCUGCGGAGCAGCGCUCUUGGUUGCUGCCCGUAUGCAUGAGUUCCGUCGCACAAUUAAGGAAGUGAUCAGCGUGGUAAAAGUCUGUGAGGCCACACUGAGGAAAAGGCUGAAUGAAUUUGAGGACACGCCCACUAGUGAGCUGACUAUUGAGGAGUUCAUGAAGGUGGAUCUGGACCAGGAGUGCGACCCGCCCUCUUACACGGCUGGAAUUAAGAAGCUAAAGCUAAAACAGAUUGAGCUGGAGCUUUCAAAAAAAGUUGAUGAUAUUGAAGGUGAAAUCUGUGGCUAUCAGGAUGAGAUUGAAGUCGAGCUGGAGAGCUGCAGGCCCAAAGCCAGGGGAUUUUAUGCAUCCUGUUCCAGAGAAGAUGAUGUGAUUUCCUUGGCAUCAUCCGGUGUCCUUGCUGGUGAUGAUGAAGGAGAGGACGAUGAGCUGAGGGCAGCAGCGUCUCACCUGUGCAGUGCUGUAUGUGGAGAUGAUAGAGGUGGCUAUCAGCAGGAGCGAGAUGGAGAGAAAGUCUCUCCAACCAAACGGCCCUCGUUAGCAUUAUUGCUUGGAGCUUUGCCCACUGCGGCCAGUUUGGGCCUGCCCGAGUCCAUCACCAAAAUGGGAGAGGAGAAGGAGAACGAUGUGGAGGCAGAAAGCGGUGAGCUAGACCUGAACGGUAUCGACGAGGACGAGAUUGAUCGUUAUAUCCUGAAUGAGAAGGAAGUUAAGGUGAAGACCGAACUGUGGAUGCUUCAAAAUGCAGACUACCUCAAAGAACAGAAAGAAAAGGAAGAAAGAAUAGCAAAGGAAAAGGAGGAGGGUACAUAUAAAGAGCGGAAGCCUAGAAAAAAGUCAGCACGGAGGCGUGAGCCCAUCAAUGCCAGCACUGCAGAUGAAGCCAUUGAAAAGAUGUUAGAGCAGAAACGCAUCUCCACUAAAAUAAACUACGAUGUCCUGAAAGACUUGAACAAAUCCAGCCCAAAAAGUCCCACUCGCCAGCCUGAAGAAGCUUCCACUGGAGCCAAAAGAACCCCCGCGGCCCAUCAACGGAAACUCCAACUGACUUCACCCAAUAUUGGCAAAACUGUCAGCAGUUUUGGCAAGAGGUUACAGCCUUUGGUGUGUGCACAACCCUCUAAGAAGCUGGCCCUCGAUCAGGAUGGAUCUGGUGCUCCAGUGGCCGCUCCUGCUGCCCCAACCCAGAAUACUAUUGUUGUAGAGAGCGGACCAGUGGCGUACGAUGAGCCUGCAGAUGAAGAAGAGGAGGAUGAGGAGGAUGAACACUGUGUCAGUGCCGUGCAGUUAAUGGGCAGCACUGAUUAUGGUUAUGAAUUAGAUGAUGAUGAUGGCUUCUGAAUCCAGGGUGGGAGCACCAGUGGAGAGGACACACUAACAUUUAGCCUGCUGCUUAUUUUGACCCCAAAACACACAUGCAACAACCUCCAUCUCACUACUCCUGGUGUUCGUGCUUAUGUUUGCAAGAUGAAAAGAAAUAUUGUGAACUUUACACACAACAGAGGAGAAGAACUAUAGCUAAACAAGAACAAAGACCCUACCUUCUUGUUUGUGCUUUUCAAUAGGUGCAUGUUCUGAGCUCAUGUGCACUAAGUAACUUAAACACCAUUUAAAACAGGAGUAUGAGAGUAAAUGGAUGUGUGUGGUGACUGGGAGAGAUGAUUCUCUCUAUCUCUCGCUUGCUAACUGCAUUACUGUGUGUUUUAGGCUAAUGAUGACAUAUGAUCUUGCACAUCUAAAGCGAUUAGCCCACACGAGGCUCAGGCCUCUGUGUGGACAAAAACGUGUGCAUGUACACGUGCCUUUUACAAUUGCAGUAUACAGGCCUUGAAAAGUAUGAUGAUUUUUAGAGCCAAAGUGUUAUUCUUUAAACCAGAUGUAGCUUUAUGGUUUCAGAGUGGAUUACAGGUGUGAAAUCUGAUUAGUGACAGUGUUAAAUUUUGCUCAGCUACUUGGCUGGUUUCCUAGUGCCUUUUUUAAUUUUUAUUAUUAAAUUACCCACUGGUCUGUUG
Molecule: messenger RNA, 3071 nt
Organism: Rhinichthys klamathensis goyatoka
Lineage: Eukaryota; Metazoa; Chordata; Actinopteri; Cypriniformes; Leuciscidae
Gene: brf1a
Product: BRF1 RNA polymerase III transcription initiation factor subunit a
Exons: 19
Coding region: 382-2400 (672 amino acids)
Biological process (GO): DNA-templated transcription initiation; transcription by RNA polymerase III; transcription preinitiation complex assembly
Cellular component (GO): transcription preinitiation complex; transcription factor TFIIIB complex; nucleus
Molecular function (GO): RNA polymerase III general transcription initiation factor activity; RNA polymerase III type 3 promoter sequence-specific DNA binding; TBP-class protein binding
Source: RefSeq, a predicted model, not a curated record